AUGUCCUCCGCCAUGCGCCUGCCUCUCACACUCGCGCGCCGCACCCUCGCACCGCGCGCCGCCGUGCGCGCCGCCGCGCCGGCCCGGAGCUUCGCCUCGUCGCCGCGGCGGCUGGCCGAGGCAUCGGGCUCGGCAGAUGCCAAGCUCGUGGGCAUUGUGGACCAGGUGGAGAAGCUGACGCUGCUCGAGGCGGCCGAGCUCGUGUCGCUGCUCAAGCCAGAGGCGGGCAGCACGACCUUCAUCGCACAGGGGAGCGCCGCUGGCAGAGCUACUGUCGCACGACAUGCGUCCGAUCUGACUGACUCCGCUUUGCCUCCACAGACGCGUCUGGGCAUCGAGUCGAUCGCCAUGCCCUCGGCCGCACCAGCGGCCGCCGCGCCGGCUGCCGCCGCACCAGCCGAGGAGGAGAAGCCAAAGGAGAAGACGAUCUUCACAGUGCGCCUUGCGGGCCUCAAGGACCCCACGGCAAAGGCAAAGGUGAUCCGCGAGGUCAAGGCGCUCAACUCUACAAUGCGUCUAGAGGAGCGCGCAGCGUUUGCAGCGAGCCGGCGCUCCGUGCCACGCCAAGCGCUGCUCCGAUGGCACCCCCGCACGCGCGCGCAUAGGCUCACGCUGCCCCACAGGAACCUCGUCGAGGCAAAAAAGUUCGUCGAGUCGGCACCGCAGACGCUCAAGGAGGGCCUGCCGAAGGACGAGGCCGAGAAGCUGCAGAAGGCCAUCGAGGCCGCCGGCGGCGUCGUCGAGCUGGUCUAGACGCCGGCGAAAAGGGGGAAUGGCACAUGAUGAUAAUGCAAGGGCGAGAUAGACUACAGAGGGGGUAUGGAUAGCGCGCGGCCCAGGUGACGGAGGUUACAGAGCAAUGACGACGGCAGACAAGCCACUCCGAGACGAUACACAAGCUCAGGCGACGCGCGCCAGGUUCUCGGCGACGUGCGCCACGGUCCCUCGCCGCCGGUUCGCCGCCUCGACCUCCUUCUCCUUCUGCUUGAUCUGCUCGUUCAUCUCCGCGACGCGCUCCUUUGCGCCCUGCCGCUCGCGCUUGUACUUCUCCUCGGCCUGGCGGCAGCGCAUCUCGAGCUCCUUGAUGCGCG
Messenger RNA from Tilletiopsis washingtonensis, 1091 nucleotides. RefSeq lists its product as hypothetical. Gene Ontology annotation, biological process: translation. Bases 1 to 753 code for a protein of 250 amino acids. Gene Ontology annotation, molecular function: structural constituent of ribosome. Gene Ontology annotation, cellular component: ribosome. The record is from RefSeq and is a predicted model, not a curated record. The transcript is spliced from 5 exons. Lineage: Eukaryota; Fungi; Basidiomycota; Exobasidiomycetes; Entylomatales.